AUGAAGUUCAUAAUAAAAUUACUACUUAUUGCAGUUUUUAGUAAAUUAGCUAAUGGGCUGGAAGAGCUCACGUGUGAUUUUACGUCCGGAGAAGGAUCUCUGUCAAACAAAUAUUUAUCAAUGUGUGUAAGAAGAUUUGGGUUAGGAACAAAAAUUGAUAUAAUAUGCCCGAAGAAUCCAAAAGGAAGAGUUGAUCCGAGAAUGGUGAAGGAAGAUAUUGAAGAAUACGAAGAAGAUGAAUAUUUCAUCGAUUUUAGAAGAAUUAUUGGAAAAAUAAAACAAAACGAUUUAGAGAAUAAAGUUAGGCCGGAUAAUGACGAUGAAGAGUAUACAUUAUUACCUGAGGAUAUUGAAGAGGUGGACGUGAUAGUAACCGAUGAAUUGAUAAAUGCAACGAAAGUUGAAAGAUAUGAAAUUUGGGAGAUUUUUGGAACCAAGAAUGAAAAUGUCGUUAGCAGAACAUCAGAUGCGGAGAAGGAAGUUUUAACACUGAAACCACCAAGCGACGGGGUUGCAUCAGUCAAAACUUACAAAAUAAUGAUGUAUACGUGCAUAAAGAGAAAGCAUUUCAAGAAAAUUGAUCAUAAUUUUCUUAAAUUAAUGAGGAAAUUGUUAUAUACGCCUUCUAGUGAAGAUUAUCGUAGAUUACACAUACCCCUGCUGGGAGAAGUCGAUGAAGACGUGAGAAUUGGAGUAGCCUUUAUUAUACCUGGCUCGUUUCCAAAAAUUGUAAGCGGAUGCGGUAACGUGCCAAACAAUUUUUUCAAAACCUUCCAAGACCAUAACAAGGUAGAUGGGUACACGGAAUGUAAAGUUGAUAUGAUGAUUAACCCUCUUGUUGGUUUCUAUUGUGAAGGGAUUGUUCAGCCACCAGAGUGCUUAUUUGUCUUAAAAUCAGAUUUUCCGAACCAGCUGAUGACAGUAUCAAAUCAUAUGAUUUACGAUUGGGGAGUAAUAGAAGGUAAACUCUAUUUUAUAAGUUAUAAAAGUGAGCAAGCUUAUGCCCCUUUUAGAGGAUAUUGUGAGUGCUUAGACCAAGAAGGGAAAGUAUCAGCUAAAAUCAUCGUUGAAAGAAAAACAGAACACGUUUUGGAUAUUCCUCAAAUGCUGAUGAAAAAUAGAGUAAAGCCAAUAAGAGGUGAUUGGUUUGCAGUAACAAUGCAUCCAGGAGAUAAAGUGAAGAUUAUAUUGCCUCCCAAUGUGGAUAACAUCACAAGUAUGAACUAUAGAAUAAAUAAACGAAACUCGAAAGCUAUUUUUGGAGCCAGAUUACCUUCUAAAAAUAAAGAUGAGAGUGAGAGUGAGAGUGAGACUGAGAGUGUGAGUGAGAGUGUGAGUGUGAGUGAGGAUACCGACAAGGAUGAAGAUCAAGAUGAAGAAGAUGGUAAAGAUACUGAAGUAGGUGGAGAGGAAGUGAAAAGUAGUUCAGAGGAGGAAGAACAAUCAAGUGAAUCAACUGAUAGUGAAGACUCGGAACCAGACUAUCCGUUUUGUAGAGUACUAUUUAGAGACAGUGAUAUCAUUAAGACAUUUAGAUCUCCCGGUUAUAAAAAAAGAGAAAUACGUAGGUACCCCUUUUACACAAUGUUGUCUCCAAUUGACGUUAAAAGGCAAGCUAACUCGUUCAUUUAUACUGGAGAGUAUGUGAAUCAGGUGCCAAUAUGGGAGUUAUUUGGAGGCCAAGCGUUAGGAAUCGACGAUAGUGAAUUGCAUAAGGGAAUAUUGAACAUAGAAAGGGGGUGGAAACCAAUGGCGUUGAAAAGAGGUGUAGAUGACAUCUAUUACUAUUGGAUACUUAAGUACGAAUGGUCAAAAAUACCUGAAAUUGUGGUUAAAAUCAAUAUUUUGUUUGCACAGGUCCAUGAUAUCUGCGCAGGUUGUGAAACUGUAAAUUCUGGAAUCUUUUAUAACGUCAAGGAUGCAGAGUUCUGUGCGCAUCACUUUAAUUUGUGCCAGAAACAAGGAGUCAAACAUAACACAUUUGAUAUCUUAAGCCAUUUACAAUUCGGAAUAGCGUGCGCACAUGAUGAAGUGUUGUAUCCACCAGGUUUGGGUGGUUUUAUGAUAGAUCCCAGGCUGAACUUGAUUGUGGAUGUAGAUCAAGAGAUUAAGACGUUGGAAUUUCCAAGUCUUCAAAAUUUCAAGAUUUUUAGGAAAAAAAGCUGGCAGAUAAUGAAUGUUACAACAUUCUAUGCAAGUUGCUUAGAUUCUUUAGGAAGAGAAAAAAGUAGACUGACUCUUUACUAUGCAAGUUAUGAGACUCAUGCAAACUAUAGGUGCUUUAAUUUUGGAGAAUAUAUUCUCUUCAUACCAAAAGUUAAAAUGUUUCUGCCGCCAUUUGAUCACACAAGGUACACACAGAGGGGAAAUAACACGAAUUCUUUGCCCGAAAUUGAAUUCAUAACGAUACCAAAGCAUGUACCAGCUUAUCACUUAGAACUGAGACAGGGAAUUAAGCUCAAGAUAUCAGUUGUUCAGCCAAAACCGUUGUACCUUUGUAAUGAAGUGGAUUUUGGACAUCUAAGGACCCCAGUUAUAGCCAGUCCAGACUUAACUUUCACAGGAGUGAGAAAAGGCAGGGCCGAUAUUCCCCAACAAUUGUAUACAGACGCUUCAUACUCAAAUAGAAGGUUUUUCCCCGUAAAUUUGACCAAGUACACCUACCGACUUACCUUGGGCGAGUUUGACUACUUGGUUCCAGUGCAGUAUUCCGACUUAAUUGCAACUAAUAUUGGUGGGUUUAGACUAAAGGUUAUCCAUUACACUAAAGCAAGUGUAGCUCCGUUCUUUGAAAGCAUUAUUAUGUACCUUCCAAUUGGUAGUAUUGUUAUUAUCAAGAGCGAUAUUUUGGAUUCUAUAGACUUAUUAUAUGCUUCCGGAUCCAUUUCAGAACCUGAAAAGUCAAACUCAGAAAGUUCUAAAGAUUCGGAAAGGGCAGGUCCGAGUACGGAAGGUGCUUCGUCCAGUACGGGUGACGAUGGAAACCUUAGAAGCAAAAGGGCGAAAAAACCUCCUAAAGCAGACGUUAGGAAGAUGGAAGUUUGGGGAAUCCACUCCGUUAAAAUAAGAGCAACUAACCCAUGGGUGCAUGGAUGUGGAGUGAAUGAGCCUUCUGAAGACUUUUUUAAGGAUACUGAAAAGAUAAUCGAGAAUGGAGAGGAAAUUGGAUGCACUGUUGACUUGAGGGAUAAACAAAUUGCCGGAUUCUACUGCCCAGAACCAUAUAAAGUUGACCCUCCCUCGUGUUUUAAAUAUAUGUACGUAGAAGGAUACUCUAUGCCUGUAGCUCUGAGGGACGAACUUCUGGAUGGUAUAUGGAGGGAAACCAAUGGGUUCAAGUACAUUAAAUUAAGGAGAAAUAUAAAGACUCAAGUUCUAUUGACGUUUUUAAGGCGUAAAGCAUACACCUGUUAUUGUAGAACGAUAAGCGGGAUUAUAAUGUCAAGAAUUGACGUUAUAAUCUGAUCCUCUAAAUAACUAGGUAGGAAAGGGUCAAAAUUAAACUAAUUUAAUAUAUAUGUG
Theileria parva strain Muguga is the source of this 3522-nucleotide messenger RNA. RefSeq names its product Sexual stage antigen s48/45 domain protein. The record is from RefSeq and is a predicted model, not a curated record. Lineage: Eukaryota; Apicomplexa; Aconoidasida; Piroplasmida; Theileriidae. The coding region runs from base 1 to 3465 and encodes 1154 amino acids. The transcript has a single exon.